AUGCAUAUCGGGUAUUAUAUGGACGUCCUUCAACGCCGUCAACAGCAAGGGCCCGACGGCGUUAACAUCCUACACCAUCAAAGCCCGGACGGCGCACCAGUCCGACGCGUCAUCAAUAGUACGCUGUUCGUUGAUGAUGCGCUAGACAAUGCCACCUCUGGCCUGCACUACCCCACAGUCGACCUCAAUGACGGCCUCGGCCUACCCCAACCGGUCACUAUGGAACCACCGAUUGAAGGGUUCAAGCACCUCGGUAUACAACAAGGCUUUGGUGGUACGUGGGACAUCACAAUCAGCGCCACCUGGACGAAACUAAAGCAGGACGUUCACCGCGCAGCCGCUUGCCAACUUACACUACGCCAAUUUCAAUACCUCGUCAACACGACGCUCAGUCCGGCCAUCCACGUCGCAUCGGCCUUCGAUACUCUCAUACGACGGGCAGCACGGCGCAACUUCCGGCUCCCCUAUUGCACACCACGGGCGUUCUACUACGACACGGUCCAUGGGCUUGGUCUCCGAGCAUGUGAAACCCACAGUGAGGUGGCGCGAAUACACGUGGUACUCCACAUCUGCAACACGCCUGGUAGUCUGGUCUAUGAUGUCAUGAUGGAGGCACUCGAAGACUGGGCUAAACGUCACGGACUUACAACGCACCCACUGGCACAACCUGCAAAGAUGAAACCGGCCGACACGUCGUUCCUUGGUACAACGCUCGGUCUCCUUGAGAAACACGCGGCCACCUGCGAUGUAGUGGCGCGCUGCACUUCACCCACGUGGCAGGCGCCGAAGCGUUACAAUGACCGGCCCAUCCUCCCACUGCUGGACGGACAACAGGUCGGUGCACUCAUGGUCAUUAAUCGACGCUUCCCAUGGCAACUCCGGCACGUCGGUGACGUCUGCAACAUCGAUGGGACAUAUGUAUUAGACGACGACACAUUAGCGGUCCGCACGGGGUGGCCCGGGACGGCACUCCUCACUCUGCGACGCGCCCUUCAGGCAAUCCCUAUACUACCGGGACCCCGCCGGCUCCGGCUGCCUGUAGGGCGCUCGCCACGUCCGGCCACAACUAUGGGCAACUACGUCGAUACACCACUUUAUGGCCUCGUGCUCCGGGCGGUGCUGCUAACCCGGCCGGACGAACUCAGCUAUGUCAUCGGUCAACGGACGUCUUUGGCCACCCGCACCGAUGCCUCCGGUAUCCAGCUUACGAUCACCAACUGA
Messenger RNA from Aphanomyces astaci, 1221 nucleotides. RefSeq lists its product as hypothetical. The record is from RefSeq and is a predicted model, not a curated record. NCBI's taxonomy places the organism in Eukaryota, Oomycota, Saprolegniomycetes, Saprolegniales, Verrucalvaceae. The coding region runs from base 1 to 1221 and encodes 406 amino acids. The transcript is spliced from 3 exons.